This is a messenger RNA of Exophiala mesophila, 1938 nucleotides long. RefSeq lists its product as uncharacterized. The record is from RefSeq and is a predicted model, not a curated record. The transcript has 3 exons. Gene Ontology annotation, cellular component: chromatin. The coding region runs from base 1 to 1938 and encodes 645 amino acids. NCBI's taxonomy places the organism in Eukaryota, Fungi, Ascomycota, Eurotiomycetes, Chaetothyriales, Herpotrichiellaceae. Gene Ontology annotation, biological process: DNA-templated transcription; regulation of transcription by RNA polymerase II. Gene Ontology annotation, molecular function: RNA polymerase II cis-regulatory region sequence-specific DNA binding; DNA-binding transcription factor activity, RNA polymerase II-specific; zinc ion binding.
AUGGCCUUUGUCCAUAUCCGAUGGCUCGAGGAAGACCUAAGGUUGCCGUUACGCCAUGUCGGCAUUGUGGGAAACAAUUCAAACGACAAGAACAUUUGUCAAGACAUGAGCGCACCCAUACAGAUGAACGACCGUUUCGCUGCCAUUGUGGCCAAGGCUACACUAGACAGUCAGUGUUUCCCAACCCAAGAUUUCCCGAAGUUGCGAGUAACACCCCAUUGCAGAGACUUGUUGAAACGUCACGUCACUUUGUCACACACCGGAUAUCUUCCCAUAUCUCCUUUAAACUCAGACUCCGAACAAGUGACAUAUAUCGGACAGGUGGAUGAGUGUCUCCCAACCCAUCCAGACUUCUCUUGGGACUCGAGCAUUUCUGCUCAGCAUAUUCUCCCAGCCGAAGUUUUUGACCUGGAUUUUCUCCAGUCUGGCGGGUUUGAAGAUGUCCAUGUCCCCGCAAAUAGCAGCUUUUUGCGAUUCAGUUCGAGGCUCCCCGCCGCUGAAGAUGAUCUUGUUGAAGCCGAGGCUCGAGAUGAACACUUGCCUGAAACGGUCCACACUGGCAGCACUACCCCGUGGGAGAUUACUCAGUCGCAGUAUGAAAUGUUGUAUCUUGCUCUGCAGGCUCGUGCCAGCAUUCUGCCACCAGGUUCCUCACUACCAUCUAGGAACAUCUGCAGUCGUAACUUGGAAAGUUUCUUUCGUUGUGGCCAGGACCAGCUUCCUUUUAUCCACCCUUCCAGCUUUUCAAUCCAUGACAGAGAUAUUGGACUUAUCCUAGCAGCAGUCACAGUCGGCGCGCUCUUCAGAUUCGAACAUGCUCAAGCCUUUGCACUGUUUGAUAUGGCCAAGGCCUUGGUGAAUGAAAGGACGAUCCGUGACAACCUUGAAAUAUCGGGAGAGCUGCUUUCCGAGUCAUCUCAUUCAAGUCUAUCUACCAAAGACGACCUUGAUACAAUCCAGUCUCAUGUUCUCCUGGUAAACUUUGCAUCAUGGACCGGCGCCAAGUACCUGCCCGAAGCGUUGUCUAUGGGCAAUCAGUUGGCAAGAAUAGUCAGACGAGGUGCCAUUUCAGAACCUGAUCGAAUGCCGGGCGAUGUCAGCUGGGCUGCCUGGAUUGCAAUCGAAGAAAGACGACGGACCCUAUUUGCUGCUUAUGUGGUACUGAAUCUGCAGAGUGUCGCAUACGACACUAAUCCGUCAAUAUUGAAUCAUGAAGUCGGUCUAUUUGUGCCUGGUACAGCAGCCUGCUGGAAGGCAACCAAUGAAACUCAAUGGCAAGAGUCCUUUUGUCCCGACGGUCUUUCGUUUUUGGAAUUGCUGGAUUCACUAUAUGAUGGUGUCAAACAUAACCAGAAUGUGUCUUCAUUUGGCGACUAUGUGCUUAUUCAUGGCAUUCUACAGCAAAUUUACUUGGAAUACGAGCAAGAAGCCGGAUUAUUGAGACCAGAGAGGAUAAGGUGCUUCGAGGAUGCGCUCAGAAGCUGGCAGUUGUCCUGGGAACGCAAUUCAGAGUCCACGCUGGACCCUUUGUCAAACCAAGGCCCAUUGGCUCUGAAAGGAGCGUCCAUCUUUCGAAUUGCUUACAUGCGCCUGCUACCUGAUUUCAGGCCUCGUCGAGAGUUCUUCUCCAAAGCUCAACGUCUUGAGAGACCUAAAGAUUGGGGUCUUAAGAGGUCACCAUGUCUGACACGGGCGGUUCUUCACGCUGCGCAUGCUCUCAGCAUCCCCGUCCGGCUGGGAGUCGAACUCAUUGCUCGCACCUACAUACCAUUCUGGAGCAUCGAACAUUCGCUAAGUAGUCUCGAAUGUGCUUUGCUCCUUGAUGGCUGGUUACGUUCACUGACAACGUUGGUCCAGAAGGACGGCAUGGCUGCACUAAACGACGGCGAGAGUCGCGCAACUAUGGACUCGAAUCUUCGCUGGAGCUCAUGUUUAUGA